ACGUGUACACAUUGUGUACACAUACCGAAUAGUAUAUAUUCUUUAAAGAUUAUUGUUAGCGGGAGAGACAGGUUAGAGGGGGGAGCUAUAAGAGAGAGAGACGAUAAUCAACCAGCAUUAUUAUUUAACAUCAACACAGGCAGACACAAGUGACAAACACACACAGAGGAGGGGAUUGUAGGAGAUUAGGCUGAGCUGUGUGUUGUUUUUUUUAGACCCUGCAAAAGCAGUGUGGGAUGUUUGUCAAGCAGUCCUCUCAUUUAGGAAGAGCAGAAAUCCAGAAGGGGACAUUUCACUUUUCUGAGCGAAAAGAGCUAGGGCAAUUUAUUUCUUCCCGAAGAGUCUUGUAAAAGAGAAUUUGAGGAAGAUAAGGUUUGGACGGAUCAGUUUAAAGUAGACCCAGGUGGAAUGCAACUGGCAGGGAAAAAAGCUUUGCACUGAAGGGGAAGAGACUCGGGUUGCUGUUCACCUUUUUAUUGGAGUGGACUAUUCAGUUUGGAAGUGCCAUUUUCGGGAAAUGGGGAUUGCCUGAGUAAUUUACCCGAAUUCAGAGUUGUGACUUCCAACAGAUGAAAGCCCAAUUUAAAUUAUCUGUUAUAUCAGAGAAGACAUUUCGAGCAUUGCAUAUUGGAGCAGGACCAACAUUAAUUUAAGGGCCGUUCAGAGGGGCGGGGUGGGGGGCCACACACUCCUUCAGGAACCCAAGAAGCGCUGGACAAGAUGAGCUCCAGACCCCGCCCGGGCCUCGCUCUGCUGCUGCUCUGCUUCCUCCUGCCGGGGUCCGAACAGAUCUGCCCCUCCGUGUGCAUGUGCACCGCGGACACGCUGAGCUGCGCCUCCAGCGGCCUCAGCCGGCUCCCUCGCAACAUGCCGUCCUCCCCGCUCACCUUGGACCUCAGCUUCAACCAUAUGAGCAUGCUGGUGCCCAGAGGCUUCGCCAGCAUGCCCAGGCUGGAGACCCUGCGGAUCACCCACAAUCAGCUCACCUCGCUGGGUCCCGACGUCUUCUACAACGCCUCGGGCCUGCGCCACCUGGACCUGUCCUCCAACAAGCUGCGUGUGAUGGAGCAGCACUACUUCCAGGGCCUGUGGCGGCUGGAAGAGCUGGUCCUCUUCAACAACCAGAUCACCCAGGUGGAGGGCGCCACGCUCAACGGGCUGAGAAGCCUAAAGAAGGUCUACUUCAGCCUCAACCAGAUCACAGACUUCCCGUUCUUCUCCAUCCGGGAGCACAGUCACCCCUUCCUGACCAUGCUGGACCUCUCGUCCAAUCGGCUGGCCACGCUGCCGUGGGAGGACGUGAAGGCCCUGCCCAGGACGGUGCAGCGGGGGCUCUUCCUCCACAACAACACGCUGCUGUGCGACUGCUCCAUGUACGGCAUGUUCUGGCACUGGGAGAUGAAGGGCUUCGACUCCCUGAAGGACUUCUACGAGGACUACAUGUGCACGGUGCGCGGCGACUCCCGCUCCAUCAUCCACUUCCUCCGGCAAAGGCGUGUCUUCCAGAACUGCACCGUGGGCAAGUCGCAGUCCCUGCAGGCGACCGUCCUGCUCUCCAACCUGGUGAUAUUCGAGGGGGAGCGGGCGAGUAUGGACUGCUACACGUCCCUCGGCACCAAGGACCCCUGGUACGUGUGGCUCACCCCCGGCCAGGGCUACAUGAACCAAAGUGCCACUAACGACAGCCUCAUCAGCGUGUUCGCCAACGGCACCCUGGAGAUCCCGGCGGCCAGGCUCAACGACUCGGGCCUGUACGUGUGCACGGCGGUGGACCAGCAGCAGAUGGUGAACGCCACGCGCGAGUUCAACCUGACGGUGGUGCGGCCGCCGGCCGAGACCUUCAGCACGGGCUACACCACGCUGCUGGGCUGCGCCGUGACCACCGUGCUCAUCCUCAUGUACCUCUACCUGACGCCGUGCCAGUGCGGCUGCUGCAGCCCGCCGGGCCCCCCCGCCGACCCCGUCUCCGUCUACAGCCCGGUGGCGUACGGCGGCGUGCCCCCCGCGGGCGGCCCGGAGGAGCAGGGGCUGCAGCGGGUGCAGAGCCGGCGCGUGGCGUUCCUGGAGCCGCUGAUGAUCGAGCAGAACCAGAACGGACGCACCAAGGGGAACGAGACCACGCUUCCGGUUCAGUGGUGCUGGGACAACGCCGUGAUGAACGAGACCGCCUUUUUGGACGGGGUCCUUAAGGUCUGAGGAGGAGGAGGAUGGUGACCAUCGCAUGAUUGCAAACGAAUACUGUGAAAGUACUCUAAAACAAUGCAUUCAGCUGUACUCACAGGGUUCUGGAGCGACAAGGCUUUGGCAUUUGGAUGUCCUGCCCAGUGGGUGGACAUGAAGAAACAACAGAAGAACCCUUCCAUAUAAAAACAGAAAACUGUUGAACAAGGACUACACCAAUACAAAACACUUUGUUUUGUUUUGUACUGAGAAUGAUUAUCCAAGCAAUUUUUCACAUUUUGAUUGCACUGGAUAUAAAAACCCUUCAGAAGCCAUAAAAGAUUGUGUUAGAUUAUCUUUCAAAAGUGUACUUUGUGUAUCCAUAUUCAGUAAUUCACCAACUCUGUACAAGCCAAUAGCAAAAUUCCUAGUGUUGAUAUGAAAUGUUGCUUGAUGAGAUUAGCAUCAAAACCCUAACCGGAACCUUUUUAUGUUCUGUUUCAUACGUCCCAAAUAAACAUUGUUGAAAGAUGAAUGCAAAA
This is a messenger RNA of Gadus macrocephalus (Pacific cod), 2702 nucleotides long. RefSeq names its product amphoterin-induced protein 3. NCBI's taxonomy places the organism in Eukaryota, Metazoa, Chordata, Actinopteri, Gadiformes, Gadidae. Bases 721 to 2196 code for a protein of 491 amino acids. The transcript has 2 exons. The record is from RefSeq and is a predicted model, not a curated record. Gene Ontology annotation, cellular component: plasma membrane. Gene Ontology annotation, molecular function: protein binding.